AUGUCGUCGCAAAGUGACAAUGAAGUACAUGAUCCAGUGGCUAAUUUACAUAUGCAACCAUCAAGAGGUAUUCUUAAAUCUAAAAAAAGUAUUGAUGAUGCAAAACAAGAUAUUCAACCUGAAACAAUAGCACCAUCAUUAAAUAAUUGUCCAACUACUGGUAUGACUAGAUCUGAAAGUAGAAGUCAUAAAAUUCCGCAUUUUGAUGAAAUGAAUAUAAUUGCAACAUAUCAUCCACCUGAUAAAGAUUAUGGUCAUAUGAAAAUAGAAGAACCUAAAACACCCUAUGCACCAAAUGAUAUGAUUGAUGAAGAAAUACUUCCGGAAGUAACGAAUACUGGAAUUGAUCCUCUUACACUUGCACAACGAUUAAAUCAAUCAACAAUACCUUCGCCGGAUCCAUCUCAGUCACGUCGCAGUCGUGUAGCACAACAUCGAAAACAAUUUGUAACUCAUCGUAAACAACAUUAUAAUGAAUUUGAAAUUGUACGAUUACGUAAAAAAGAGAUUGAAGAUGAAUUACGUGCUCUUGAACAAGAAGAACAAAAAGCAACUACAACUAAUGCUUCACAGGAAUUCGAUGGAGAAGGAAAAGGAAGUGAAACUAUAUCUUCAUCUCGUUCAUCAGUUGAUUCAAUAAAGCCAAUAUUAGUUCAUCAUCAUUCACGAGAUUCAUCAACAUCUUCUGGUCAUCAUCAUCAUGUACAUGUUGAAGCUGAUCAUGAUGAUGAACAAACAUUAACACCUGAAGAACGAGAACGAAAAAAACAAUUUGAAUUAAAACGUAAAAAACAUUAUAAUGAAUUUCGUGUUGCACAUUUGGUCGAUCAAAAUGAUGAUGAACCAGAUAUGACUGGAUAA
This is a messenger RNA of Rotaria sp. Silwood2, 861 nucleotides long. NCBI's taxonomy places the organism in Eukaryota, Metazoa, Rotifera, Eurotatoria, Philodinida, Philodinidae. The record is from the annotation of a GenBank genome assembly.